Rasamsonia emersonii CBS 393.64 is the source of this 801-nucleotide messenger RNA. RefSeq names its product GINS DNA replication complex subunit Sld5. Gene Ontology annotation, biological process: double-strand break repair via break-induced replication; DNA-templated DNA replication. Bases 1 to 801 code for a protein of 266 amino acids. The transcript has 2 exons. Lineage: Eukaryota; Fungi; Ascomycota; Eurotiomycetes; Eurotiales; Trichocomaceae. The record is from RefSeq and is a predicted model, not a curated record. Gene Ontology annotation, cellular component: GINS complex.
AUGGAUAUCGAUGACAUCCUUGCCUCCGUCGAUCGCGACGACGUCGCCUCGCCCGAGUUGACUGCGCUCGAUCACCAGCAGCUGACGCGCCUCUGGGUCGCGGAGCGCGCGGUCUCAGAGCUGCUCCCAUGGCCGGGGGCGUUGAUGGAGAGGAUGAUGGAGAGGGUGCGGAAGCAGAUCGAAAUCAUCGAAGACCUCACCGCGUCAUCCUACGACCCCGCCAACAAUAACGGCUCCACGAACAACCAAACCCUGAACCUGAAGCUCUCGAUCCUGCAAACCGACCUCUCGCGCACCCAGUACCUCAUCCGCUCGCUGCUCCGGCAGCGGCUGGCCAAGCUCACCAAGCACAGCAUGCACUACCUGAUGCUCAUCUCGCCUCCGUCCUCGCAGUCGCAGUCACAGUCUUCGCCCUCGCAACACCAGCUGACGGAAGACACCAUCCCCAACCCAUCCGGCGUGGCGGACCCUUCCCCCUUGUCCCGCGAGGAGGCCUCCUUCCUGUACUCGCACCAGACGCUGCUCGCCUCGCACUACAGCGCGUCGUUCCUCAGCGCCUUCCCGCCUCAGCUCCGACGGCUGGACGACAACGCCGGCGGGACGAGCAUGGUCCAGGGCCCGGAUACCAAGGAGGUCGUCUUCGUCCGCUGCCUGGUCGACGAGGUCACUGUCGUCGUGCCGCCGGAUGAUACCCUCAACGAGGAGAUGUACGGCACGACGAUGCGCAUGGGCGAGGUGUGGGUUGCGCGGUGGGAAGGCGUCAAGAAGGCGUGGGAGAGGGGGGAGGUGGAGGUUUUAUAG